AUGGCUUCACCGGAGCCAUCGGCGGGCGGCGAUGCGGCCAGCCAGAGUGCUGCGGUGCAGCCGCUCCAGCUGCCAACGCCGGAGGAGAUCAAGGGGCAGGAGAUGAUGAACAACUGCGCCGUCCGGAGCGUCCUCAGUGGUGUCAUGGCAUUAGAAAGGUUGCUGUUUGGCCGUGCGCCUCUCUCCCACCACCGGCUAUCAGUUAUUCCUUUUAGCAUUGGGGGUGGUCUUGGUGUACUUAUGGGACUAUUUUUUGGAGCUUUGGAAAAUCCAAUAAUGUCAGAGGAGAUGACAGCAAGGCAACAAAUAGUCUACCAGGCAAAACAGAUGGGCAGGAAAAGUAUGAGCCAUGCUAAGACCUUUGCAGUAAUGGGCUUGAUUUUCUCUGCAGCUGAAUGCGUCGUAGAGAAGGCUCGGGCAAAGCAUGACAUUACCAAUUCGGCAGUAGCUGGCUGUGUCACAGGAGGGGCUUUAGCUGCAAAAGGUGGCCCUCAGGCCACAUGUAUCGGGUGUGUGGGUUUUGGUGCCUUCUCCGUGGCGAUUGAGAAGUUCAUGGAACGGCAUACUUGA
Messenger RNA from Triticum turgidum subsp. durum (durum wheat), 570 nucleotides. NCBI's taxonomy places the organism in Eukaryota, Viridiplantae, Streptophyta, Magnoliopsida, Poales, Poaceae. The record is from the annotation of a GenBank genome assembly.